Molecule: messenger RNA, 752 nt
Organism: Syzygium oleosum
Lineage: Eukaryota; Viridiplantae; Streptophyta; Magnoliopsida; Myrtales; Myrtaceae
Exons: 2
Coding region: 134-526 (130 amino acids)
Source: RefSeq, a predicted model, not a curated record
GACUUCUCUGUUUCAUAUCAUUCUUGGGUUUUCUUGCUUUCUAUCGUUUCCCAUCGCCAUCUUCAUACUCAAAUAAUACUCUCUGCCUGCCUCCCUUCCUCCCUCUCUCUCUCUCUUUCUGAGAAAUCAAGAAAUGGUGGAUCAUCCGGCGGUGUGCUGCAUGUGCGGCGACGUCGGCUUCCCGGAGAAGCUCUUCCGCUGCAGCCGGUGCUGCAACCGCUACCAGCACUCGUAUUGCAGUAACUACUGUAGCGAGUCAUCGGAGCCGAUCGAGCAGUGCGACUGGUGCCAAAGCGAGCUCAGGAGCUCGUCAAGACACCGCGGCAGCUCUUCUCGGAAAGUGGCGGCUGGGAACGACAGCGGGGUCACGAAAUCAGAGUACUCCGGCGGCGAGAAGAUAAAGCAGCAACAUCGGGACGACGCCCCCGCCCCCGUCGAGAAGGGAACCGUGAGGAACCCGGGCGGCGCGCCGUCGCCUCGCACGGCGACGCGCAGGUACAAGCUCCUCAAGGAUGUCAUGUCUUAGUGAGAGACGAGCAACCUCGGUACAAACACCACAUACUAUGUUCAAGAUUACCCUUUUGUUUUCAGUGUGUCAUCUUAUGUCUGUUUUGAUCAUUUCAGUGUUUUUUUUCUUUGAAAGAAUGAUCACUAGGUUUUGUGUGGGCAGCUUGGGUUGAUUUCGAGUUAGUGGAUAAGAAAUUGUGAUGUAAUGGGUAAAAAUAGCGGAAUUAUUCAAUAAUCCUCUCAAA